Oxyura jamaicensis (ruddy duck) is the source of this 4646-nucleotide messenger RNA. It is a transcript of the gene BPNT2, whose product is annotated as 3'(2'), 5'-bisphosphate nucleotidase 2. Bases 130 to 1206 code for a protein of 358 amino acids. Gene Ontology annotation, cellular component: endomembrane system. NCBI's taxonomy places the organism in Eukaryota, Metazoa, Chordata, Aves, Anseriformes, Anatidae. The transcript has 5 exons. The record is from RefSeq and is a predicted model, not a curated record. Gene Ontology annotation, molecular function: 3'-nucleotidase activity. Gene Ontology annotation, biological process: skeletal system development; phosphatidylinositol phosphate biosynthetic process.
CCCGGAUACAGACGGGCGCCGCCUGCCCGCCGCGGUGCGGAGCCGGCCGGCCCCGCCGAGCGCAGGGAGCGGAGCCAUGGGGCCGCGCUGAGCGCCCGUCGCCCGCCCGCUCCGCCGCCAGCCCCGGCCAUGGCGCCCAUGGGGAUCCGCCUGUCGCCGCUCGGCAUGGCCGUGUUCUGCCUGCUGGGGCUCGGCGUCCUCUACCACCUCUACUCCGGCUUCCUGGCCGGCCGCUUCGCCUUCUUCAUGCUGAGCGAGCCGGCGGCCGGCGGGGCCGAGCCCCCCCGCGGCUCGGCGGCCGCCGUGGACCUGCGGGAGCUGCUGGCCGUGUCCGUGCUGGCCGCCGUAAGGGGCGGCGAGGAGGUGAAGCGGGUCCGCGAGGGCAACGUCCUCAACGAGAAGGCGAAGGGGAAGACGCGGGAGGGAGCCGAGGAGAAGCUGACGAGCGGAGACCUCCUGUCCAACCGCAGGAUGUACCACCUGCUGCAGGCCGCCUUCCCCGGCGUGCAGAUAAACUCUGAAGAACGUGUUGAUACAGCUGAUCAGGAGACAGUCUCUUGGGAUCACAGUAUACCUGAAGAGAUAAAACAAAAAAUACAGCCUAAAGAGGUUCCAGCAGAAAGUGUUACUGUCUGGAUCGAUCCAUUAGAUGCUACACAAGAAUACACAGAGGAUCUUCGGCAGUAUGUCACAACGAUGGUUUGUGUGGCUGUAAAUGGUAAACCAGUAAUAGGAGUGAUACAUAAGCCAUUCUCGGCAUAUACAGCUUGGGCAAUGGUGGAUGGCGGGUCAAACGUGAAAGCUCGUUCCUCCUACAAUGAGAAAACUCCAAGGAUUAUUGUAUCCCGCUCCCAUGCAGGAAAAGUGAAGCAGGUUGCACGGCAGACUUUUGGAAAUAAGACUGUGAUAAUCCCCGCUGGUGGAGCAGGUUAUAAAGUGCUGGCCCUCCUUGACGUAGCUGAAAAGAAUCAAGAAGAAGCUGAUGUGUAUAUCCAUGUCACCUAUAUUAAGAAGUGGGACAUCUGUGCUGGAAAUGCGGUGUUGAGAGCAUUGGGUGGCCAUAUGACUACCCUGACUGGUGAAGAAAUCAGUUACACUGGCUCAGAUGGCAAUGAGGGGGGACUUAUAGCCAGUAUCAACAUGAACCAUAAAGCACUGAUUGAAAAACUUCCAGAUCUGGAAAAAACGUCACACAAACUUGACUGAUGGAGAAAUACAGGUCAUGCUUUUGUAAGCCUCCAGAUGUUCUGACUGAAGAAGCAAGUGUGAAAACCUGCUGGGAAAGAUGCACAGCAAAGCAGUUUGGUGUGGGUUUGGGGACUGUAUUUGCAUUGGGUUUCUUCAGUGGUGGUAUUUAAAAAAAAAACACACAAAAAUAAAAACACAGUAAUAAUAAUCAGAAGUAGGAAGGGCACUGAGUGCCUCACACCUCAGUUUCCAUGUCUUUUUUUUGACUGCUUUCAUUCAGUUCUUAUAUUCAAGGUGCAUAUACAAUAUAUAUUUGUGAACAUAGGUGAAUUAAAGAAAGAUCCAAAUUGUUUCAUAAAAUAACCUCAGUAGUUCUCAGAGGAAUUUAUUGAAAUCUUUUACAUCUUACUGUAGUUGUGGCAAUUCUGUAAUGAAUUAGGUAGAAACAAAGAUUGAUUUAUAUAGGCAUUUGAUAACUAAAAAUUCAGGAGGAAAGAUGGCCCUUUGUUCUGUAUCCCCUGACCAGAAUUCACAAGAAGGUUGACACACAUUUAUAUACAGCAACAGUUUAUUUUGGACAGAGUGGCACUCUUUCUGCUUUUUAAGAGGAAACAAAAAUGUUCUGUACUAUUUUGACUUUUUUUUUUUUCCCUGAAGGUGUAAACCAGUUUAAUUCAGAUGAGUUGUGAAUAUCAGUGUUUUAUUAAUCAGUGUAAUUAUUUCGAUAUACCUUUUUAAAAGAAGGCAACGUUUCCUUGUAUAGUUUUUAACAGUUAAUUCUUGUCCUUGAUGAUUUCUCCGUACAGUGUUGAAGAUGCAUGCUAGAUCUUCCUCUAAUGUAGGACUUGUUCAUCAUUUGGCAUUUGUACUUCGAGAAGCAACCUCUUCAGUACCUGUUUGUUUUGGUUUUCCCCAUUGGAUAGAGUCAUAUGAAAUGAGUUUUAUGGAAAUAGUAAGUUAAUUGGUUGUUUCCAUUUACAACACGAAAUAUAAACUACCAUUUUUUUCUAAAACCCCAGAAGGGGCAUUCUUUUCUGCAGAAAGGCCUUGAGUUAUCCCAAAUAGCUUGUGGUUACUUGAUUCAUGGAAAUUUACACAUACAAAGAUUGUUUCUCUUAAAUUUAAUCUGUUUAAGCAAGUUUGAAGAACAAGUGGCCCUUCAAGAACACCAGAGUCCACAAAGCCUUACUGAAAAAUGCUCUUUGUCAGUCCAGUUUACGCAGAACAGAACAUGGGCCCUUUGAUACCAAAUGACAAAUUGUUGUACCUCUGAAAUAGUUAGACUUCUAUCUGCAGAAGCAUAACCACCUGUGUUGUUGUUCUUUGUGCCCCUCUGAAGGGAUUUCAGAAAGUUAAAACAUACCUGUUGUUCUAAUUGUCAGUAGAUAAGCUUCCCAUCUCUUCUCAGUUCUUCAAAUAUUUGUUUGAAGUUUAUUCAGUGGAAACAUAGGCUAUUUAAACGAAAUUAUUAUUAUUUUUUCAUUUUAACUUCUUUCAUCAUACUGUUCUCAUUAAAAAGAGGUUUUCCUGCUUAUGUUAAAUGUUAAUAGUGGAGAAUGUCAUAAUACCUCUUUUAAUGCUCUUCUAUCUCACAUUCACAUUUCCAAAAGACCUCCUCAGAUACUGCAUAAUUACUGAUACAGAUUUUAAUUUCGUAAACUUACUGGCAAAGUAGACUGAAGCUUAGUCCUACUAGCCUUUGGUACGGGUAGGCUUUUUUUUUUUCAAAUUUUUUCCAACAUUGACACAAUUGCUGCUAUUUGAGAAUACCUUCUACACAUGUAGAUAAUAUACAAAACAACUUAACUUCCAUUUUAAAGUUUAAUGACCUGCUAUAUGGUAUGACAAAUAAGUGAAUGUGGCCUUUAAAAAAGGGGCUGAUCUCUUUUUAAAAAAUGUUGAGCUUCCAAACCUCAGCAAAUAACAAAAAUCCAGAUAUUUAUCAAGGCUUUACUAAUAUUUUGCAGCUUUUUUUAAAAUUAUUUUCCCUUCAGUUUGAUACAAAUGGCUUAAAGCCUAAUAAAAAAGCAUCUCUGCUGUUUAGUAGUUAAAGAACAUGGAUUGAAAUUUAAGCAUGAGAAAUAGCCAUAGUUGGGCUAGUAUUAAAACUUGUAUGUCACAGAGCUUGGCUGCACAAUAUUUAAAUAGACAGUUAAAGUCUCUGGGAGGUGGCUGGUUUUGAUUCAGGUUGAAAGCAUGUUUAAACUUACCUUGUGAAAAUGUGACUGCUUUUAUUUUGGUUGCAGUCCCAUCACUUCCUUGCAUAAGCUGUGAUCAGACUUAGGUUCUGCAUGAGAAAUGAAAAAUAAGAUAAUGUUAUGUACGCUAAAGGGGCUUACUGGGAUUUUCAUUGAAGGUACACAGCAGUAAACAAAAAUGUUUGCCUAAAUUAUGAAGGUAAAGACCUUCAGAAGAUAAAGAAGUUACAAAGAAGAGCCUCAGCUUUCCUUUUCUUGUUCCCAUGUGCUGGCUGAAAUACUAGUUUUUAAAUAGGAGGGCAUAUGCUUCUGACCUGUUUGUAUCCUAAAUUGCUUUGCUGCAUUGGAUCAGUGUUUGAUACCUUUCUGCUUCAGGCCCCUUUUUGACCCAAUCUCACUUUUUGUGACAGUGAAGGAAAGGUGAAAGGGAAGUGCUUCUGGCACAGCCUGAGCUCUGUCAGCUGCCCCACAGCCAGGCCCUGUGGUGCUGCUUGCAGCUCCCAGCCUAGCUGAAGGAGGAGCUGCUGCAGGGUGUGCCGUCAGGCCCCGAUCAGUAUCGGUUUCUAAUAUAAAUGCAACUCUUGCACAGACCAGCAGGUGUUCAGAAGUGCUUGCUUAGUGCACGUGUGUCAGUGCACUUUGAUAUUUCUGUGUACAGUAUUGACAACCCAUGCAUCUUAUUUCUUUGACCAUGUCUACACUCAUUUCUAAAACAUUUUACCAUUCUGGCUCAAAUGCUUGUUUGGUUUCACCUCUGUGGAUGUGAGAGAAGCUUAUUCUCUGAGAUCAGACUAUAACAGUGUCUCACUGCCUGGCUAGGGCAUUGUUCUGCACCUUCCAGCCUUUUCCAAAUAAAAGUGAUGUAGCAUGUUCAGGGAUGCUACUUAAAACAAUUGCACAGUGUAGGUGGGUCCUGCAAAAGCGUCUUUGCUAAAAAUUGUAAUUUAAGAACUUCAUGGUAAUAUUCUAGGUCCAAUCAAGGGAAGUAAGAGAAUGUAUUGUGCUAGCAUUGGUUUUCAGAGGGUGGCUUUUUUUAUUAUUAUUAUUAUUUUAUUUUUUUUUCCUUUGGGUGGAUAUUAUGAUUAUGGUAACUGUCAGUGAAAUUAUUCUAAAGCGGUGUGUAUUUUCUAUUUUUCAUUCUGCUAAAAAGAAUGGAUGGUAGCAUAGAUGAUACCUAGUACUGUACCAAAAGUCCUAACUUGCAUUCAUGGAAUGUUUUACAAAUACAUGGACACAGAAAUAAAAGGGUUGAAUAUUGUA